GCCAAGCCUCAUUUGGUGGCGUCAGCUACAUUCGCAUGACAUUACAUUGACCGGUAUCCCAUCUCAGGGGCUCUCUUGCCCUUUUGAGCCUUGUCAACGGCUGAUGAAACCAUGGCAAUGGCUGCAGGGAAGGAGAGGUUAUGUUGCCAAUGGCGAAGACUUAAAUAGAUGGAUAUCCGUCAACGAUAUUCAGGUCUUGGAAGACAUUCAACCUCAUCAACUUUCUCACUUUACUCGGUAUUAUUAAUAUUUGUCGGUUUUUACAAUUGAACCGCACAAGAAUGAAGGCUGUUACUACAAUCAUCGCUACGCUAGCAUCAGCCGGCUUCGUCCGCGCUCAUGUUGCGGCGUUUACAAAGGGCAUGUACUGUCUAAACGGUACGAAACCCGGAGUGGAAGACUUCAACACCAACACAGUCGUGAAUCCCCUUUUCGAACUCCCGAAGAGCGAAUGGUGGAUGCAGCACGAUCGCGGCUGCGACUCGGAUCAGUUCCGUCCUAGCCCCGGCGACUUUCUGGAGCUCCCGGCCGGCGGAUCCUUUACCGUCGAGUUAGCCCACAACCGUGCCCAAACUACUCUCUCCUACGACGGGAAAUUUACGUCGGAGUGGCCGGAUGGAAAGCAGCAUCCGGAAGACUGGCAUAGCCCAACUGCCGACGAUUGCCUCAACGCUAACCCGGAUGGUUUGGGGGGCGCGAUGCAUACCCACAACGAAUCGACUGCCGCCGGCACCGCUUUCGCUAUCUCCUACAACUCAGAUAUCUCCAAGGUGACGAUGGAGAACUUGGCGGUAUUUACCGUUCUAGAGCACACACCAUGGAAACGCCUUGCUACUUACCAAGUGCCUCGCGACUUGCCACCAUGCCCCGAAGACGGCUGCUACUGCGCAUGGCUGUGGGUUCCGGAUGGAUGCGGCGAACCAAACAUGUACAUGCAAAACUUCAAGUGCCGCGUUACCGGCUCUACUUCUACGAGGACUGUUGCUCCCGCCAAAGCGCCGGUAUACUGCGGCGGACAGACCGCCUGUAUUGCCGGGGCAAAGCAGAUGAUUGCUUGGAAUCAGGCCGAUGGGAACAACGUCGAGACACCGGCCGGCGUGUCUCCCGGUUACAACCAGAAGAUGGGUUGGCAGCCCGGUGCGCAGAAUGACAUUUUCCAGUGAGCAUCGAAGUUCGAUCCUCUGCUCGAAAUGUGAUAGAAAUCAGUCUUGGC
Daldinia loculata is the source of this 1213-nucleotide messenger RNA. RefSeq lists its product as uncharacterized. The record is from RefSeq and is a predicted model, not a curated record. The transcript has 5 exons. Lineage: Eukaryota; Fungi; Ascomycota; Sordariomycetes; Xylariales; Hypoxylaceae. Bases 282 to 1163 code for a protein of 293 amino acids.